AUUUUUACGACACCUCGAAAGCCGCUGAGCAGAAGGAAAAAGAAGAAAUUAUCGGGCAUCAGAACCGAGUACAUUCCGAUGGACCGGGUGAUGACGACCAAUGUGCCCAUUGGCCUAACCCUAACAUCCUUGCCGGAGUAGCCAUCGUCCCCCAUAUCCAGCUCUCUCUCACUCUCUCUCAGUUUCCUCUGCAUAUUGAGUAUCUGUAAACCGGAGCGCACUCUCAGGAGGGGGACCCCUGCACAAAGCAUAGGAGGAGGGAACGAUGGCUUUAUCAAGUGUAUGCCCUACUGAGGAUGCUGUUGGGACAUUUCUGGAAUACUUGGUUGAUCCUCUGAUUCCAACAAAAUCUUCUGCAUCCGACAGUCCAUCACUUUCUCAGCAACAAUCAGUCGCAAAACAGAUGCAUGGAGUUGUCAUACUGUACAACUACUACCACCGGAAACAACACAGACAGCUAGAGUUUCUGGGCUUUGAGUCAUUCUGCAAAUUGAUUUUGGGUUUCAAUCCGCCUUUACUGGAAUACAUGAAAUUCAUGCGAAAAUCGGAUGAUGCUGAAUUAAUUGACCCUGACAAGCAGCUUUCCUUGGUUGAAAAGACUAUCAUGGAUGCAUGUGAUCUAUGUAUGAGACUGAAUGCAUCAAAGGAUAGCCCCGACAUAGAAGGAUGGGCAAUUUCUGAAGUCAUCGUUUUCUUGGUUGACUCUAGGAAAGAGAAUUGCUUGUUGAAAUUCAGCUCCGUCACAGAGGGGGUUUGGUCAUUAAUUGAAAAGGAUGUGGAUAUCUCCAAUCAGAGUCCAGAAGGCAUGCCAGAGUUGAAACGGUAUAAAAAGAAAAGGAUCACCAAAAAGCCCUGGAGAGAUGAUUCGGGUGUUAAUGAGGAUGCUAUGCAGCAGCUUGCAUUUUCAUCAGUCAGGGAAGCCGCAGACAUUAGUCAGGCCUGUCUUUCUAUACUAGAAAGCCACACUGUAUAUUCACUGGGUAAAGAAAAAUCGGCAUCUCGCUUCUACAUAAUGCAAUGCGCCCAGCCUACUAGUAAAGAUGCCAUUCAGGUGCCUAUAAAAUAUGCCAUCGACAGCUUGCAGGGACCUUUGAUCAGGAAGGUGUCACACAAGUGGACAAUAACCCCAGUCGUUGAAUAUUUUCAUGUGCUUCCCUAUGCUGGGAUUUUGUCAAAUUGGUUUUCUAGGGAUGCAUCUCCAAAUCAUCUGGAAAGUUUGAAAGUUGACUCUGUAACUGUACAAGUAAACAUGGAGGAGGAUGAGGUCUCCGUUCUUACUGAAGAGAAAUAUAAUAAUAUUCAUAGUAGCGAACCAAAUACUUCUUUCAUGAAGAGAAAGCUGAACGACCUCCAUGAUGUCACCAGUGAGGACAUGAUGGUUGAAAACAAAUGCCAGAGUAGCAUUCCUGAAUGCCGAAGCAAUAAGAGUACUGCUGGAAACAACGUGAACAACAUUACUUUGUUGGAUAAGGAGCCAAUCCUUAGUAGUGACUGUGCUUUAGUGACUUGCCAGUCCACCUCUGAAGAUCUUGAGAAAAUAUAUUCUGUGUUGGCUUCUAAAGAAGACACACUGUCACAAACUGCAUUAAGAGUUCUUCUCAAGAAAAGGGCUAAACUGUCCCUUCAGCAGCGGAAUAUAGAAGAUGAGAUUGCAAAGUGUGACAAGUGUAUUCAUACGAUUAUGAAUGGUGGAGCAGCUGCUUUAGCGCUGAAGAUAGACUCCAUAGUUGAUGGUUGUAAUUUUUUGUGCCUGAAAACUUCUGCUCAUGAAAGGACAAAUGCCCAUCUUGAAGGCCAACCUUUACCCCAUUAUACCGAUGUAAAGUUGACGGAUGUUAUCUACAGAAAAAGUCCAUGUCAAGAGUUGGAUGAUAUGUGUGAUGAGAACACUUGGAUUUUACCAACUUAUCAUAUAUGUGUCACUGAUGGUGGGUAUGUCGCUAAAGUGACUGUCAAAGGCACAGGUUUUGAGUGUUCGACUGAUGGAGACCCUCAUUCCACUCCUGAAGAAGCCAGAGAAUCGGCUGCAGCCAACACGCUGGUCAUAUUGAAAAGCACUGCAAGCAAGGGGUAGAAGCUGCAUGAUACUCACUAAUCUGGAAACUGCAUUUUGAUUUGAACAUGUA
This is a messenger RNA of Rhodamnia argentea, 2126 nucleotides long. RefSeq lists its product as uncharacterized. The record is from RefSeq and is a predicted model, not a curated record. The transcript is spliced from 13 exons. NCBI's taxonomy places the organism in Eukaryota, Viridiplantae, Streptophyta, Magnoliopsida, Myrtales, Myrtaceae. Bases 266 to 2074 code for a protein of 602 amino acids.